Molecule: messenger RNA, 2375 nt
Organism: Pseudonaja textilis
Lineage: Eukaryota; Metazoa; Chordata; Lepidosauria; Squamata; Elapidae
Source: RefSeq, a predicted model, not a curated record
CCUCCUCCUCCUCCUCCUCCUCCGCCAGCCGAGGCCGGAUUCCCGCCCGGCGCCUUCCUCUCCUUCCCCCAGCCAUGUUCGGCCAGCAGCAUCUGCUCCGCUUGCAGCACCUCUUGCAACAGCAGCAGCAGCAGCAGCAGCAGCAACAGACCCCGGCGCCUCCCCAAGCGACCCCCAGCCGGACUGUGACACCAUCUCAGCAACAGAUGUUAACUCUGCAGGCACCCAGUCCAGCAUCGCUACUCAACACCAACCCCGUGUUCCAGCGAGCGCUUCUCCUGCACCAAAUGCAAGGUAACCUAAGAGGCUUCAAUGUGGCCACCGCUCCUGUAUUACAGCAGUUCUUCCCUCAAGCAACCCGACAUUCUCUCCUGGGGCCCCCACCUGUCUCCCUCAAGCCCCCCCAGCUGGGGUUCCCAGCCCUCCCAUUUCAUCGCCAAAACCGGCCCUUCCGUAAGGAUUUUCCCAGGGUCGCCGAGAGGAAGCGAGAGGCAGAUGGCACCUCAUCAUCCAUACAAGGGCCAGGCGAGGAAGGGGCUACACCAGUGGGAAAGCAGUCCGGCUCUCCCACUUCAGAGAGCCUCGCGGAGCCUCCUCAAGAUGGCGAACCGGUGGCCAAGGUGCCCCGAAGUGAAGUGGAGAUCUCGGACGCUGAAGAUGCGCCAGGCCUUCCCAAAACUGAAGAGGCUCAGGCAGGAGGAGAGUCAGAAUUCGUGGCAACAGGAACAGACACUGGGGAAGGGGACGUCCCCGCGGAGGCUUUGGAGGAGAGCUUUGAAGAGGAGAAGACCUCAGAGGUGCUGAGCAAUGCGGGUGCCUUGAAGGUGACCAUCCAGCAGAGCAGCGAGAGCCGGGCCAUCAGCACCACGCCGGCCAUCAAGCCGGGCCCCUCCGGGCCCCCCCUGCCAGCCCCUCCCGGGGCCGCCCUGAACUACUUCUGCUACGUCUGCAGAACCAACUGCUCCAACCAACAGAGUUUCCAGGCUCACCUGUCAGGGGAGCCACACCAGCAGCGGCUCCAGGAAGUCCAGGAAAGAAGUAAAGUUUGUCUCGUCCCCAAGCAGCUGCCUUUGGGAAAGGAGUCGGCGGAGAGAGACGGGGAGAGCCAGCAGCGCUGGUGCAAUACCUGCCAGGUGAACUUCAGCGGUGACCUCAUCAAGCACCGGAGGACCCAGGAGCACAAGCUGGCCAAACGCUUCUUGCGCCCCUUCUGCACCGUCUGCAGCCGCUACUUCAAAACGCCACGCAAGUUUGUGGAGCACAUGAAAUCCUUGGAGCACAAGCAGAAGAACAGAGAGGUGAGGCUGGGCGAGAAAGACCUGGGCGGCCCCGAGGACUCCGAGGAGCUGAUCACGGUGGACGCCGUGGGAUGCUUCGAAGAGCAGGAUGAGGAUGAGGAUGAGGAAGAGGAGGAAGCAGGGGAGGGGCCCCAGCUGGACCCAGUGGAGGCCGUGAACCAACAGGUUGGGCAGAGAGAAACGUCUGUGGAAGACCCUGGAGGAAACGCCGAGUAUUGUCCGGAUACAGUCUACGGCCUGGAUUUCCUGGUGCCCGUGGCAGGAUUCCUGUGCCGGCUGUGCCACAAAUUCUACUCCAGCGACUCAGCCACGCGGCUCACCCACUGCAAGUCCAGGAUGCAUUUUGAGAACCUGCAGAGAUACAGAGCCUCCCGGCUCCAGGCCACGGCCAGACAUACGGAGACCCCCUCACAGCUGACCGACCCCCAACCCCCCUCUGCGACCCAAACGCCCGGUCCCGAAGAAGCCGUUGCCGGACACCGGAGGAUCCCACCCGCUUGCGAGUCCCCCGAGGUCAUCCAGACGUGCUCAGGAUACUUUGAAGCGGAGGAUAUCUGCGGAGUCCUGGUCAUCGACGAGAGAAGCGAGCCCUCCUCGCCGAGGAGCGAGAGCUCCGCGGGGCCAGGCGCCGAGGAGUCAGGGGAAGGGGCCGGACUGCACCCCCUGGAAAAGCAGCCAAGCCUGGAAAUUCAGCAAAAACUGGCCGGAGAUUCUGCAUCAACUGUGCCAGGCGAAGACAAAGCGAGGGAAGGUCCGGCCAGCCAGGAUGGGGCGCCUUCCACGCCGGCUGAAGAGCCGACGGUCUCUGGCCCCCGGCGGUCCAGCCGUCGCAAGGCGAGAUGAGAGCGGAGGCAAAAGAUAUUUCCCCCCCACCCCUGUAGUUUUUCCCCCCUGAGAGUUUUCUUCCCUCCCUUCUUCACCUUUUAGUGAAAAGAGAAACGUUCUAGUUUUCUUAGUUGGUUGUUUUAAAAAUAAAAUUAAAAAAAGAAAACGAAAAGAAAACACCCCCGGCAGGUUUUCUUUCUGUCUUCAAUGCAGGGCUUACUGUAAUUUUUCAAAGGAAGGAAGGAAGAAAAA